AUGGCAUCGAGCUCGAUGGACUCUGACAGCAAAAAACGGAAACGCGACUAUGAUAGGCCUAGGAUAACGUACUUUGCUCCAGGUCGGACAUUUGAGCGGUUAUUCCAAGAAGAAUCACUGGAGGAGACAAAGUCUGUGGUACGACGGAAACUUGGGGUCCCUGAAAACUCGGAUAUAUCACUUGCGCAAAUACGGGGUGAGCAGGUAAUUGACUUGGAUGACGAGGACGAUUUUGAAGCCUUUGCCUCUCUUGCAUACAGGUCAUAUUCUAUGUCGGUCCGGGUGCGCGUCCAGAAAUCGACUGCCCAGACACCACCUUCAAUGGAGGGUAUGCCCCAAGUGCCACAAGUCCAAACCCCCGUUGCUCGACCUGAAAUCCCUCCUCCGAUCCCGCCUGCCGCAACAACCAACACAGACCCGCCGGUAACGAACAACGCUCCCGAAAUCUCGGCAUCCGCUUCGAUUUCAUCAGCCUCGACGGGGGCAAGAAAGAGUAGUGUCUCUGUUGCUUCCGCUCCAAAUGGAGUAGAUCAACCUGCCCCUAAGCGUCGCAAGCGCGAGACUGCUAAAGACGGGCCAGCUUCAGACCAUGCCAAGAAGUCAGUCUCCUUCGCUGAACCUGCGGCGCCAGCAUCCGAUGUUGGAUCCAUACCUCCAGCUAGUGGUGCUGAUGCCUUCAACGCUGCCACCAAUGAUUUAGUUGAACAAACACAGAUAGAACCUACACCUCCUGCCCCUGCGCCGAAGAAGAGAGGAAGGAAGAAGAAAUCCGAUGUCAGCGCACUAGAAGCCGCUCCCCCACCAGAGAAAUCGCCAGAGGCUCAGGGUAUAUCUACUUUCGUUACCAACGAAAAUUGGAUUCCUUAUUUGCCGCUAGAACCAGUUGUCAAGAAAACGAGGAAGCCUCGUGCGUCCACGACCGAGGUUUCCAAUACUACGAAUACUACGGAAGUACCUCCGACGUCCGAAGCUGCUCCGGAAGCUCAGCUAGAAGAUCCUUCUGUGGCGCCGAAGAAGAGGAGCAAGCGAAUAUCGCAGAAGAAAGCAAAGGAACUUCCCGCGGUCAACGAAGCAGUCAUAGACUCUGGUGGAGACCAGGCGCUUCAUGACAAUCUAGUGUCCGACGUUGGCCCGACUCCUACGACCCCGAAACCGAAAUCAUCCACCGCUGCGAAACCUGUUAGCAGGGCUAAGUCAAAGCCACCUGCAGCCGCCAGUGCCAUCAGCCCAGCGGGAACGAAAGCGCACCAUUGCCCAAUAUGUUUACAGUCUCCGCAUCAUCUUAGGUUCCGGUGCCCCGUUGUCAAGUCCCCUUCCCUGCUUGAGAAGCGCGUGCAGGAGUUGAAGAGCGAACCGGCAAAGGCGCAGCUUUUGGAAACGUUGGAGAAACUCCUGCAACAGGCCAUGGGAACACAACGGUCGUCCACGGCCAACAAUUCCCCUCGGGCUGCUCAGCAUGCCACUCCAUCAACCCCCGCAAUUACAACGUCAGCACCUAGUCAGCCUGGCGCUGAAUCUGCCGAUACGCCAUCCGCGAAAAAGGUCCCAAAGAAGAAACCUACUCGAGCUCCUAGUAUCGACAUCACUCUCACAAGUCCUCCGAAGGAUCUUGACCUCGCUAAUAUCGAUCCAGAGCUUCUUCUCCGUGGUCCAGCCAAGCGGCUCUCAAUCACGGAUAUCCCAUCCAGCGACAGCGAGGAGGAUGAGGAUGAGAGUGCGCAAGAUCUUGAACAGGACGACACCGACGCUGAAGUAAGGCCGCCGCGACGCUGGAAGCGUGGUGGCAACGAACCAAGUUCGUCUGACGAGGACAAUGACGGCGCCAUGGAUGUUGAUUCGUCCCCAGACGAUGUCUCUUUCAAGACUGUAGACAGGCUGGGCCAAUCCGUCGAAAUGGAUAUGAGCCCAGACAACGCGAUGAACGAAAGAGCGAGCCUCGCACCAGAGGUCCGCACCGUUUCAGAGGAUGUAGCACCUGCGGAGGACGACUCUGAGAGACGGUCGACAGAAGCGGAAUCAUCACAGAAGCCUUCCUCGGCAGGGCCUACGAAAUCCUCAAGCAACUCAAAACAGGACGUACCCCUCGACCAGCCAAACGGCACUGAACACGUAGCAGGUACUACUAUUUUCGACUCUACUAUUCCCAAGAAAACCACAGCCAAACCUGUUUCGAAAGUAUCUCAGACUCGCCCAGAUGGAACUCCAAAAGCAGCACACGCCAUGAAGGAUCGACAUGGCCAGCUACCUCCACGCACCGCAAAAGAUAUCUUGAAUGCUGCUCCCCCGGUGACCGCUUCUUUGCAACCCACACCACCUCCAGAUCUUGAGACAACCGCCCGAGGUGGGAAGAGUGAAGGCCCACCGAAAACACCUGCACCCAAGGCUAAACCUACGAAGGCGAAAGCAAAUGGCAAAUCCAAGAUGAGCAUUGACGCACUGCUGUCAAAGGAUUCCUCCUUCACGACCCCCCAGUCAACCCAGGAGCAGGAUCUGUCGCUAGCAGAGUGGGAGACGUUACCAGUUUCACCGUCGCUUGCGACAGAUCCGGGCUUCGAUGAACUGGAAGCCGGAGACCUGAGCUACCCCAUGAUUACCUCUACCCCACUUCCGUUUAACACGCCAUUAUUCUUGCCCUCCAGUAGCCAAAUUCCACCGGCUUCACAAACUCGAAAGAUUUCAGCCCAGGAAAGCGACGGUGAGGAAGAGGAAGAGGUUGAGAAUACUGUCAAGGAUCACAGUCGCCAAAGCUCGAGACAAACCUCAGUCGCCUACCGCAAGCUAACCGACAUCGCCAGACAGGCACUGUUCACUCAGGAGCUAGUUGUGCAGCCUCCUCGUUUCGCCAAAGGCCGGAUAGACAUAUUGAAAUUGUACGGCAGCUCACAACAAAAGGAGGAAGAUUCUAGCUCAGGCUCCGACUCAGACUCAGACAAAGCGACGCCGUCGCACAUUCCGCCGUCUAAAAGGGCAGGCAUGGCGAAGACUCCGAGAUGA
Molecule: messenger RNA, 2994 nt
Organism: Pleurotus ostreatus (oyster mushroom)
Lineage: Eukaryota; Fungi; Basidiomycota; Agaricomycetes; Agaricales; Pleurotaceae
Exons: 8
Coding region: 1-2994 (997 amino acids)
Source: RefSeq, a predicted model, not a curated record